This is a messenger RNA of Leucoraja erinaceus (little skate), 3342 nucleotides long. Its product is annotated as C-C motif chemokine 20-like. The record is from RefSeq and is a predicted model, not a curated record. Gene Ontology annotation, molecular function: CCR chemokine receptor binding; chemokine activity. Gene Ontology annotation, biological process: G protein-coupled receptor signaling pathway; cellular response to type II interferon; positive regulation of GTPase activity. Bases 312 to 641 code for a protein of 109 amino acids. The transcript has 4 exons. NCBI's taxonomy places the organism in Eukaryota, Metazoa, Chordata, Chondrichthyes, Rajiformes, Rajidae. Gene Ontology annotation, cellular component: extracellular region.
UGAACCCGUGCCAAGGUAAACAGUCGGGGCAGGCCAGCAACUGAUCCAAGACUUGCAGCUCCGUGUAUAAAUACGGGAGGGAAACGGGGGAUGAGACACGGAGCAUAGGUUGGUCUGCUCAGAGAGGAGAGAAGGAGAGAAGAGGAGGAGGAGAAGAAGAAGACGAAGAAGAAGAAAGAGAGAUAGAGAGAGAGAUAAGGACUGAGAGUGACAUAGAGAGUGAGAGAGAGAUAGGAGAGAGAGCAGAGACAGACAGAGUGUGUGUGUGAGAGUGGCCUGCAGCCGACCCUGCCUGUAACCGACAUUUCAACAUGACCCGAGUCCCGGCGACCUUCCUCCUGCUCUCCGCUGUUGCUGCCGUUCUCUGGCACGUUUCCCAAGCCAGCGAAGAUGGCCGGAGUGUGAACGACUGCUGCCUGAUGACGGCAAAUGUUCCCAUCCCGAUUCGCAUUGUGAAGGCUUACACGAUUCAGAAAGCCGGCAAUGGGUGUAGCAUCAACGCCAUUGUGUUCCUGACCAAGAAGGGGAAACGCCUUUGUGCCCCUCCAAAGGAGAAGUGGGCGAUCAAGCUGAUGAAGACCCUGAACCGCAAGAGUAAGAAGAGAGGCAAGUCCCAGCAGAGCCGCAGGCCAAAGAACUGAGGAGUGGCCGCGGCCCAGAGACCUUCCGGAACCUUCCCUCCGUUACCUCGCGCUCCCACCCGAAGAUGCCAAGAUAUAUUUGUUGCGGGGGGUGCAGACGGGAUAUCUCCCAACCCCACACACCCCACAGGCGAUGUUCCACGCUGAUCGCCAACCCCCUCAACGACCCCUCUCCCUCCAAUGUCAAAAUGCUGGCCCCUACCCUGGGACUCAACCCCCCCUCUCCCUCUCCCCCUCCUCUUUCACUCCCUGGAGAGGUGGGUCUAGAGUACUCGGUCCCCCACUCAACUGGCCCCCAGUUCGAUAUUGUACUCCUGUAACCAGCUGAAACGUGUCGGCAGGAACUGCAGAUGCUGGUUUAAACCAAAGAUGCCGGCGUAACUCAGCGGGACAGGCAGCAUCUCUGGAGAGAUGGGGAGGUGUAGAGGGAGCUUCACUCUGUGUCUGACCCCCUGGGAAUGGACAAACCUCUGUUCCAUCAACCCCACACUGUCCCUGGAAUAUCUCCCACCGUUUGUGGUUUAUCAAUCGACACUGUAAUGCUUCGAGGGAACUACACCAGGCUCCCCCUCCCCCCCCCCACUCCCCCUCACCCACCCAGUGGGGACCUCACUCGGCCCACCAAGAGAUCCCUGAUAAAAUGUGAAACUGAAAAACGUUAAGUGCCGGAGGAACUCCGCGGGUCGGGCAGCAUCUUUGGAGGGACUGCCUGGGACAGUCCCGAUUCAGAGAGUUGACCCGAAACAUCGGCCAUCUCCAUGGGACGGCUCGCUGGCGCAGCGGGUAGAGCUGCUGCGUCACAACGUCAGAGACCCGGGUUCGAUCCUGACUACGGAUGCUGUCUGUACAGGGUUUGGAUGGUUCUUCCUGUGACUGUGUGGGUUUUCUCCAGGAGCUCUGGAGAAAACUCCGGAGAGCUUCCUCCCACACACCAAAGGCAUACGGGUUUGUAGGAAAAAUGGCUCCUGUAAAUUGUCCCUAGUGUGUGUGGGAAGGAACUAGUGUGUACGGGGUGAUCGCUGAUCAGCGUGGACUUGGGCUGAAGGGCCUGUAUCCACGCUGUAUCUCUAAACUAAUCUAAACUGAUGCUGCCCGACCCGCUGAGUUCCUCCAAAAAUGUGAAAUAUUAUGACAAUAGACAAUAGGUGCAGGAGUAGGCCAUUUGGCCCUUGGAGCCAGCACCGUCAUUCAAUGUGAUCAUGGCUGAUCAUCCCCAAUCAGUACCCCGUUCCUGCCUUCUCCCCAUAUCCCCUGAGUCCGUUAUUUCUAAGAGCCUUAUCUAGCUCUCUCUUGAAAGCAUCCGGAGAACCGGCCUCCACCGCCCUCUCAUCUCUCCCCCUCCCCCCAUUAUCUCUGCCAACGACCGUCCUAACCCCCCACCCACCCUCUCCACCAUCCCCGUGUGAUGGCAAGAGAGGUAAAAAGCUCUCCCCUGGAACAAUGUGAACACCGAUAAGUGAAUGUCCUUAUGAAGCUACCACAUUGUAUGGUGCUACUCGAGAUGGGGGAAGGAGAAACAUGCGACACCUUGAUACCUCCAGUGGUUGCUAGGAGUAUGCGACGGAAAAUGUUUCCCCUUUCCUCCGCAGAUGGUAACCUUGCAUCAACCGUGGGCCUGACCUUUGGUUCCUCCUGCAGAGCCUUGUUGGGUUGUGUUUGAUUUAAUGGUGCCUAUCUCUUUAACUGUUCCACUCCAGUAAACCACAGUAAGCUGGCCUGUCAUUCAGCUACUUUAUAUCAAGUUCUUGUAUAUUUUGAUCUUUUUUUUUUUAAACGUGGCGUUUUGUACUGUUUUAUGAUAUUAAUUAAAAAACUUGGAUUAAUUCACUGUCUCUGAACUUAUGUUCCCCCUCGCUUGCGGGAUGGAGGGGAGACCUCAAUCUUUGUCUAAUGGUUCAAUGGUUAUUUAUUACCGAGGUACAGUGAAAUUGUUAUUUAAGUGAGAGAUUACUGCCAAUCCCCAGUUAAAUACCGAAUGCAUAGAAACAGCCCACUAUUGAGGAUUGAGCAGGCUAGAACGUUAUCCUAGGCACACAAUGCUGGAGUAACUCAGUGGGACAGACAACAUCUCUGGAGAGAAGGAAUGGGUGACGUUGCGGGUCGAGACCCUUCUUCGGGCUGAUGUCAGGGGAGUGGGCGGCACAGAGAUAGAAUGUAGUCGGAGACAGUAAGACUGGUGGGAGAACUGGGAAGGGGGAGGGGAUGGAGGGAGAGGGAAAGCAAGGGCUACUUGAAGUUAGAGAUGCCAAUGUUCAAACCGCUGGGGUGGAAGCUGUCCAAGUGAAAUAUGAGGUGCUGUUCCUCCAAUGCGCGCUGGGCCUCACUCUGACAAUGGAGCAUUUUGUGUAACAUCACUCAUUCCUUCUCUUCAGAGAUGCUGCCUGUCCCGCUGAGUUACUCCAGCAUUUAGUGUCUAUCUAAACCAGUAUCCGCAGUUCUUUCCUAGAGCUGUAUCCUGUUUCUCGCUCUCUCUUUAAGCUGGAAAGAGUGCAGACAAGAUUUACGAGGAUGUCCAAUACAGUUCAGCUCCGUUUAGUUUAUUGUCACUUGAACGGAAGUACAGUAAAAAGCUUUUGUUGCCAGGACUCAAGGGCCUGAGCUACAGGCAGAGGUUGAGCAGGAUGGGACUCUAUUCCUUGCAGUGCAGGAGGAUGAGUGGGUGAUCUUAUAGAGGUGUACAAAUUCAGAGAAGAAGAGAUCG